UACAAGUGCGGCUGUGCUUCACUCCGUUUGGGCUUUUCUGAAGCUGCGAGAGAUGGUCAGGUCCGGAUCUCGACCGGGCCAGGUAUUAUCUUCAGGAAAGCACACUGGACCUGCUAAAUUAACAAAUGGAAAGAAAGGGACCCAUUUGAGAAAGAUACCCCGUUUUAAUGCAGAUUCUGGCUAUCCCACUCAUUCUGAUUCAGAAAGUCAGACUGAAACUGUACAAGGGCUUGAUGGUUGUGCUUCUUUGCUGCGGGACAUUUUGAGAAAUGAAGAUUCAGGUUCAGAAAUAGCAUAUUCAGAAAAUAGAUAUAACCCCAGACCUGUAGAAAGCAAACGAUAUGGAUCUAAAAAGAAAGGACAUGAAAAACAUACUGUACCUUCUGUAGUCCGGAAGGAAAUUUUAUCUUCAGAUAAUAAGAAACAGAUUCCUAAUGAUGCUUCUGCUGGAAGUGAAAGAGACUCAUCAGAUAUACCGCAAAAUUGGUCACUACAAGAUCAUUAUAGAAUGUAUUCACCCAUAAUAUACCAAGCCCUCUGUGAGCAUGUGCAGACUCAAAUGUCACUGAUGAAUAACUUGGCUUCAAAGAACCGCCCUAAAGGAAUUCCUACUGCACCUUGCCACACUGUGUCUGGUUCUGAAUCUCAGGCAUCUCCAUAUUCUAAUUAUAGCUUAUCCACCUCUACCCCAGUCCAGUUACCUCAGCAACCACCCUGUCCUCCAGUGGUUCAUUCUGAAGUUCAGACUGAUGGUGGCAACCAGUUUGCAUCACAAGGUAGAACAAUUCCUGUGAACUGUACUGAUGAUGUUCUAAGGAAUUCCUUCAGUACAAGUCUUGGAGUUCCAUGUAGCCUGCCCCAAACUGACAAACCAGCUACUCCAACAUUUCAGCAGCUGGGUCUUGCUAAUGGAAUUCUCCCACAACAAAGAGUUCUUAAGGAACCGGACCUACUAAAGUGUUUCCAAACAUACACGAAACUGUUGCGUUCUCAUCCAGACAGUCGGACUUGCUGCAGCCCCACCCUAUUACAGCCAGAUUUCUUGGCUACUGAUGAAGAAAAAUAUGUGAAAGAACAAAUUGGAGAGGUCAGAAGUGAAAGAAAGGAUUUAAACAUACCCGUGCAAGAUACAAGAAUAAAGGAUGUGCAGAAUGCAAAAAAUGUGAACCAGAGUGCUGAAGAAGUUAGAACUAUCAAGUAUUUGUUGGGAGAGCUCAAGGCCCUGGUAGCAGAACAAGAAGAUUCAGAAAUUCAGAGGUUGAUUACAGAACUGGAGUUGUAUAUAUCUCUGCUUCCAACAGUAAAUGGAAACACAAAUAUUCAGGUUGAAAUAGCACUGGCCAUGCAACCACUAAGAAGUGAAAAUGCUCAUUUACGCAGUGGUGAUCACCAAGGCCCCUGCUCCAUUGUCUAUCAGUACACUUUGCAGAGGAUUGGAGGACACUUUCAGGUGCUUCUGCAGCACUGCAGUGUGGCAAAAACUCAAAAGUCAUCUGGUUCUCUGGAAUGCAACCUUGAAUUGUUUUCUCUUCAGUCAUUGAACAAGUCACUGCAAAAUCAAUUACAGGAGUCACUAAAGAGCCAAGAAUUACUACAGAGUAAAAAUGAAGAGCUUUUAAAAGUUAUAGAAAGUCAGAAAGAUGAAAACAAAAAAUUUGCUGGUAUAUUUAAAGAAAAAGAUCAAACUUUACUUGAAAAUAAACAGCAAUUUGACAUUGAGGCAACAAGAAUGAAAAUUGAAUUGGAGGAAGCUUUAGUCAAUGUGAAAAGCUCCCGGUUUAAGUUAGAAGCUGCAGAAAAGGAAAAUCAGAUUUUGGGAAUAACAUUACGUCAGCGUGAUGCUGAGGUGACUCGACUAAGAGAAUUAACCAGAACUUUACAGACCAGUAUGGCAAAGCUUCUCUCAGAUCUUAGUAUGGACACUGCUCGCUGCAAGCCUGGGAAUAAUCUUACGAAAUCACUUCUGAACAUUUAUGAAAAACAACCUCAACAUGACCCAAUCCCUGCUCACACUUCCAUAAUGAGCUAUCUAAAUAAGUUAAAACCAGUUCACACUAUUAUUACACGUUCAGAGCCAUUUUCUACAAUUAACAAUGAGGAAAACACAGUGCCAGGUAGACCCUAUGAAAAUGUUCUGCCCUCUGAAGGCCCUCAACAUUCUAAUGCUAGGAACAUGGUGGAAGCAUCAGCCCCUGGAAUCAUUUCUGCCCUUUCAAAACAGGAUUCUGAUGAGGAGAGUGAAAUUACAACUUUAAUAGAAGAUGAGUGUAAUUUGGAUAAGACAAUUUACAUUCCGUUUGCUAGAAGCACUUCUAAAAAGAAAUCACCACUAUCUAAGAGAUUAUCCCCCCAGCCACAGAUCAGUGUUGCUCCACCACAGAUGGUCAGUGGACUUGUUGCUGAAAAAGAAAAUAAAUUGUGUGCACCUGGAGUUUGUUCCUCUUCCAAAGAGGAAGGAGUUGCACCUGAGAAACUUUCCAGAACAGCUGAUAUGGAGGACAAGCAACUCCUCAAGAAAAUAAAGGAAGCCAUUUGCAAGAUCCCUCCUGCUGCUGAGGAGCCAGAGGAAUUGGCUGCGUGUCAUGGCCCCUCCACUUGUCAGAACAGCAGCAUUCAAGUGAAAAGUAGUGCAGUCUCUGAUGGUAGCUUUUUAAAUUCUGAUUUAACCUCUGACUGGAGCACUUCUUCUUUUUCAACGUUCACUUCUCGUGAUGAACAAGACUUCCGAAAUGGCCUUGCAGCACUGGAUGCCAACAUUGCUAGACUCCAGAAGUCUUUGAGGACUGGUCUUCUGGAGAAGUAAACUCAGAAGAAAAGUUGUUUUUAAGAAUAGAACUUGGCUACAUUGAAUAUAUAUUUUAAAUUUCUUUAAAGUUUUAUAUUAUGUGUGAAAUAAUAAAUUGUAUGAAUAGUAAAUUUAUUAUUGGAAUAUAUUGACACUGGAACUUUUAAAAACAAGUCAUCUUAAGAAAUUGACAUUUGCUAAGAGAAGAAAGUUGUGUGUAACUAGGAAAAUAUUGAAAGUAUUGUAAAUAAUAAUUUAGUAUUUAUCAAUUAGAGUUUAUUCUUAGUCUGCUGGGCUAAGGGUGCAGGUUGGAAGGAUUCUCUGGUUAUUAUAAAGGCUAAUGGGAAGGGAGUCUCUGGGUACAAUUUACUAUAUUAAAACUAGAGUUUCUUUU
Molecule: messenger RNA, 3179 nt
Organism: Physeter macrocephalus (sperm whale)
Lineage: Eukaryota; Metazoa; Chordata; Mammalia; Artiodactyla; Physeteridae
Gene: CCDC14
Product: coiled-coil domain containing 14
Exons: 14
Coding region: 53-2803 (916 amino acids)
Biological process (GO): protein localization to centrosome
Cellular component (GO): centriolar satellite
Source: RefSeq, a predicted model, not a curated record